GUGAUGCUGCUGCCGUCUUACAGGAGCGGCGGUGACUCCUCAGAGGUCAGAGGUCACGGUGCAGCAGUAGCAGAGUGACGUCAUGGCGGCUGCAGCACCUGUGAAAGAUGACUCUAAGCCGUGGGAGCGCACAAGCAGCUAUGACCUACUGCCCCCCGACAUGUCUGAGCUGAGGGUUGUUCUGCUGGGGAACAGCUGGUCUGGGAGGAGUUCAGUGGGGAACUUCAUACUGGGAGAUGCUGUGUUCAACACUCAAAAAGCACCAGUCUGCUGUCAGAGAGUCAGUGGACGGUGCAAAUGGAAAGAAACGGUUCUCAUCAACACCCCAGAUCUGCUGCAUCCGAACAUCUCUGAAGACAAACUGACAGAGUUGAUAGAGAACUGUGUGAGUCUCUCUGAUCCUGGACCUCAUGUGUUCCUGCUGGUUCUACAGCCUGAAGACUUCACUGAGGAACACAGACUGAGACUACAAACAGUCCUAGAAAACUUUGGUGAUCGAUCGUUCGAACACUCACUGGUUCUGAUAACAACACCCAGAGAGGAGAGUCCAGGUUCCUCAGAAAAGUAUGAGCAGCAUCCACCUUUAAAACACAUGAUCAAAAUGUGCAGAUUCAGAUCUUUGAAGCAGAAGAACCUUGAACUUCUGCAACUGUUAACACGCUUGGGUGAAAUUGUGAGGGUGAACAACGGAGAACAUGUGAGCUGCGAUUUAUCUGACAGUGUAGCAGCUCGGCUUCAUCAAAACCUGGACCCACAGAGCUCAGUUCCUGUGAACUGGAAUCCUGCUCGAAAUGUUGCUCGUGGACUCAGGAUUGUGCUGUUUGGGAAAAGGGAGGAAGAAAUGACGACACUUGGUAACUUCAUCAUGACGGAAAAAUCUUUUCAUUUUCAAAGAUUUUGUCCAAACACACAAUGUGAGGCUGCCAGUGGAGAGUGGAGAGGAAAACCAUUAACAGUGGUGAAAGCUCCAGACAUGUUCAGUCUGUCUGUGGAGACACUGAUAGAAGAGGUGAAGAAGUGUGAGACUCUUUGUUCUCCUGGACCAAAUGUUCUGCUGCUGUUAGUGAAACCUUCUGAUUUCACUGAGGAGAACAGACGAACACUGAAGUUCAUCCUGAGUCUGUUUGGUCCAGAUGCUUUUAAACACUCGAUGGUCGUCACCACAUACUGUCAUCACUGGAAUGAGACGAGUGUCUCUGUGAACAAGCUGCUUCGAGACUGUGGAGGAAGACUCUACAACAUGUUUGAAGAUAAACACCAACUGUUGAUGGAGAAGAUUGAGAACAUUGUGCGUGAAAACAAAGAAACCUUCCUCACCUUCUCUGAAGAGCCUGAACACAUGAAACCAGCUUUAAACCUGGUUCUGUGUGGGAGGAGAGGAGCAGGGAAGACUUCAGCAGCCGAGGCCAUUUUAGGUCAGACAGAGCUUCAUUCAGUCUCCAGCUCAUCAGAGUGUGUUAAACAUCAGGGAGAGGUGAGAGGACGUCAGGUUUCCCUGGUGGAGCUUCCUGCCUUGUAUGGAAAACCUCAGGAGGAAGUGAUGAAGGAAUCGUUCAGGUGUAUCUCCCUCUGUGAUCCUGAGGGCGUCCAUGCCUUCAUCCUGGUCCUAGCUGUGGGUCCCCUCACUGAUGAAGACAAGGGAGAGUUAGAGACCAUCCAGAACUCAUUCAGCUCUCCAGUCAAUGACUUCACCAUGAUUCUGUUCACUGUGGAGUCAGAUCCUGCAGCUCCAGCUGUUGAUGACUUUAUAAGAAAGAGCAGAGACAUCCAGGAGCUGCUUCAGAGCUGUGGAGGAAGAUCUGUUGUUGUCAACAUCAAGGACAAACAUCAGAUCUCUGAACUGUUGGAGGCUGUGGACAAGAUGAGACACAAUAAGGACAAACCAUGCUGCUACACAACAGAAACAUUUGCACAUGCCCAAAUAGAAAAGAUCAUAAAACAAGAGAAACACAUCACUGCUCAACAGGCGGAACUUGAAAGGUUUAAAAACAAAAGACAGAACAUGUGUGAUGAAGAGACUCAGAGUCCAGAGCGUCUCAGGAUCGUGCUGAUAGGAAAGACUGGAAGUGGAAAGAGCUCUACAGGAAACACCAUUCUGGGAAGAAAAGAGUUUAAAUCCAAAUCAAGUCAAACAUCAGUCACUAAGUUUUGUCAGAAAGCACAGAGUGAAGUGGACGGUCGUCCUGUUGUUGUAGUCGACACUCCUGGUCUGUUUGACACGACCUUGUCUCAUGAAGAAGUUAAUGAGGAGAUGGUGAAGUGCAUCAGUCUUCUGGCUCCAGGACCACAUGUCUUCCUGUUGGUGUUACAGAUCGGACGACUCACAACAGAGGAGAAGGAGACACUGAAACUCAUUAAGGAAGGUUUUGGGAAGAAUUCUGAGAAGUUCACCAUCAUUCUUUUAACUGGAGGAGAUUCACUGGAACGUGACAAAUUAUCCAUUGAUGAGUACAUUGAAAUAUGUGACGAUUCCCUUAAGAAGCUGAUCUCUGACUGUGGAGGAAGAUACCAUGUGUUUAAUAACUAUGACGAACAAAACCACAGACAAGUCAGUCAGCUGAUAAACAAGAUCGACACCAUGGUGAAGGAAAAUGGAGGCAACUGCUACACUAAUGAGAUGCUGCAAGAGGCUGAAGCAGCGAUACAGAAAGAAGCAGGGAGGAUCCUGAGGGAGAAGGAAGAAGAUGAGGAGAGAGAGGAGCUUCAUGGGAAUCUGGAAGAAGUUAUGAAAGCAAUGUUAAAAAGACUGAAAGAGGGGAGAGUUAAAAUUAAGCAGGAGAGAAAACUGAGGAAAAAACUGAAAUGGGAUGGACUUCAGCAACUAGAGAGAACAAAAAUCUGAAAACUGGAAUUGAAACCUGAAGUAGUAAAGUAUAAAUUCAAAUUGCAUUCUACAGAAACUGCUGUAUACAGUCGAGGUCAUGAGCUUGUACUCAUAGUACAGUGAUGUUACAGAGAGUUGUUUAUUUUCUUUUUAAGAGACAGGUAAUGUUCCACCUACAGGGGGCGCUGGAGGAGUGUAGUCGAUGUCCUACAUGACAUUUAAAGGUUAAUUGAUAUUAUCACCUUGACUCUACACAGCAACAGAAGUGUGAACACCUGCACCAGCGUUGUACCUGCAUCUGUCUGAGGACACAAUCAGACUUUAGAUGAAAAUCAUUUAAUGACUCGUUCAGAGAAAAAGGAAGAAAAACAAACUGA
Seriola dumerili (greater amberjack) is the source of this 3201-nucleotide messenger RNA. Its product is annotated as GTPase IMAP family member 8-like. The record is from RefSeq and is a predicted model, not a curated record. Gene Ontology annotation, molecular function: GTP binding. Lineage: Eukaryota; Metazoa; Chordata; Actinopteri; Carangiformes; Carangidae.